This is a messenger RNA of Nematocida minor, 1815 nucleotides long. Its product is annotated as SEL1 protein. Gene Ontology annotation, molecular function: protein binding. The record is from RefSeq and is a predicted model, not a curated record. Lineage: Eukaryota; Fungi; Microsporidia. Bases 1 to 1815 code for a protein of 604 amino acids. The transcript has a single exon.
AUGUUUAGAGGCGCAGUAGUGGGAUUCCUGCUCUUUGCAGGGAUAUUUGCCACACAGAUGGAGACAAAGGAAGGGCAAAAGACAGACGGACUGUGCGAGCACGGGUGCCACAAGGUCUUUGAGAGUCUUUUCGUUAAGACAGACAUUAAAAAGGCAAAAGAAGAGAUAGAUAGCAUGGAAGGCCAGUGUAAAUACUUCUACAAAUGGUUUACAUCGACAUAUUUUGACUUCAAUAUAAAAGAAGGCGUGGAGUCUCUGUACAGAUCGCUUUACUCCACAUGCGAAGUGAAGGACCUAGCAUACCUCGUGUAUGCCAGCAAGAUAGAUCGCAGACACAACAUCAUAGGAGACGCAAAGGAUGCAAUAUUCUACUACAGGGAAAUAGCAAAGCUCGUGUUCCAAGAGUUUUUCCGGAAAAGAAUUACACUUUUUGCCAAGUGGGAGUUUGCAAAUCUUGAAAAGCAGGGAGAGAAUAAGAAAAUCAUCAACUUCAUAAAAACAUUGACAAACAGUGGAGACAGCGUGGCUGCUGAGAAUCUUUUGUCUCUGAUAAAAAUAGGACAUGUGGAGCUGGAGCCGCACAUUGACUUUCUCAAAGAGUCGGCAAGGAAGGGAAGCGCAGAUGCCAUGGGAAUACUCGGGAAUAUGUACUACUACGGAUGGGGAGUCACACCCAGCAGAAUAACAGCUAGACACUACUAUGCAGAAGGCGCAAAAAGCAACGAUCCAGACUGUCUCAACGGUCUUGGAAUGCUCCACAUCGAAGAAGGAAACAAAACCAAAGGAAAAGUGUUUUUAGAGAAAGCAUCAGCCAUGGGCUCCCAGGCAGCGGACUACAAUCUGUACCUUAUGUACGAAAGCGCAAACAACUUUAUGGGAGACCUGCACCUUAUCAAAGCAGCCAAACAGGAGGGGUAUCUCCCAGCGGUGUACCAAUAUGCUGAAAAAUCGAGAAAAAAGAAGGAGUACAAGUCUACUACUGUAUCCCAGUACAAAAGCAUUGCAGUGUACCAUUCAAAGGUUCUAGAGCUGGAGAAGAUGGCAAUUGAAAAGUGCAAAAACCACGAGAAUGCUGAGGCAUUUUACCUGUCUCUUUUAAUAGGUGAUAUGGGGUCCAAAACAGGAUACAUGAACGCAGCAUACAUAUUAAAAAACAGAGUCAUCAAUUCUUCUGCUAUGCAGCACUACAAGCUGCCGUGGUUCAAUAAGGCAAAAGAGCUCUUAGGUCUAGCGCCAAAAGAUAAACAAAAAGAGCCAAUGGCACAGAGAUAUGAUGAUUCAGAAAAAAGUGACACUGUGCCUGAAAAUACAGAUAGCAGAGAUACAGCGGGCAGUACAGCCAUAAAAAGCGGGAUACAUCAUCCAGAGAUGCUGUACAUACUUCUCUGCCGAAGGAUAGCAGAAAUGGACAGCAGUGAAGCUGCUAUUGAGCUGGGCAAUGCGUACUUCUACAGCGUGGGAGUAGAGAAGAAUCUGGAAAAAGCAUUCUCUCGGUACUACACGGCGUCUCUUAUGAAAGACCCGGAAGGAGACUACCUUGUGGGAUGGAUGUACGAAACAGGCAGUGGAGUAUCUCAGAGCUACAGUCUGGCAAGAGAGUUCUACACGCAGAUGUAUAAAAGAAAAGACACAACGUAUUUGCUCUACUGGGUGCUGAUGGCUAGAGUCUUUUUAAAAAUGCACAUUGCAAAAAUAGUGUCAUUAGUUGCAGUGGGAGUUUCAGUUUUUCUCGGGUGGAUUACCAUUCCCCAGGCCGCCCUGCUCUUCUCCCGAAGAAGAUCGCUGGAUGCGUCAUUGCAGGGCAAAUCCAAGUAG